Messenger RNA from Daldinia decipiens, 1779 nucleotides. RefSeq lists its product as uncharacterized. The record is from RefSeq and is a predicted model, not a curated record. The coding region runs from base 1 to 1779 and encodes 592 amino acids. The transcript is spliced from 3 exons. Lineage: Eukaryota; Fungi; Ascomycota; Sordariomycetes; Xylariales; Hypoxylaceae.
AUGUCUCCCCCAAAGGUCCCCAUUACCUUUACAUACAAGAGGAAGGACACCGAUCCUCCUAUCUAUAUAGCAGGUUCGUUUUCGGAUCCGCCAUGGCAGCCCCAAGAGAUGGAUGUCGCCAUCGACCAGCUUGGGGGUUAUCUAUUCACCAAACAAGUCAUGGUUGACGAUGGCACCGAAAUCCAAUACAAAUUUCGCAUAGGAUCUGGUGAUUGGUGGGCCUUGGACGAGAGUGCCGAUACAGUUACGGAUGAAUCGGGAAACACGAACAAUAUUCUUAGAGUCUCAAUUGAUGCGUCUCAAGAAAGUGUCACCGAGGUGCCAAACCCUAAGGCCAACGAAUCAGAGGGAUCAGAAGCCAACAGUGGCACACAGACUCCGGACUUCGCACAGACAGCUGCUGAGGUGGCCGACUCGGCACGCACUUUAGAUCCCGAGACUCCUGAGCCAGAGAUAUCAGAUGGCGAAGCAGGAAGAAUAGGUACCCGGCGCAUGUCAACCACUCCAAUUGGUGAAGUCUCGGAGACAGCCAUAGAGGUCGCCACUGUCGCUGCGACGCUCGAUGUUGAUGAAUCUGCUUUAGAUGAUGGGUAUGACGGCGAAACAGACCUAUGCCCUAUGUUUUCCCAUGAAUCCAUAGGACCAUCUUCUCACAAAGAAGACGUACCCGACGACGAUGAUGAUGAUGAUGACAUCAGCAAGGAUGACAAGUCUCACUCCGAGUUGGGCAACCCAGCUAUUGAGAUCGAGGGCGUAGACUUUAACGAUCCCCAGCUAGAAGAGUUCCCGUCGGACAAUCGUGAGUCUAUCAUGGCUGCUAUGCGACGCAUUUCGACAAGCAUAGAUGCCGACCGCACAAUUGUCGACGAACUUCCAUCGGCACCUAUAAUUACUAUUCUUCAGAAUUGCAACGAUGACCACUCACCCGGUAAUCAGGGCGAGCCGCUAAGUCUGUCGGAUUCGCUUUCGGAUGAUAAGCAGAAUCUCCGCCCUAGUAAUAGCACUGGGCGAUCGCGCUCCGGGCGUAGAGAAUCAUCGACGAACUCUCUGGGAUCAAUUUUUGAAGAUGAUGAGGCGCGCAACGAGCAUGCCAUUGAUGAAACAGAGGAUGCUACAGCUCCGUUCAUACAACAUCCUGGGCCUUCUUGGGGUUCUCCUACCCCUGACCGCGUCGUUAGCGAUGACGAUAACGACGAAGGUAUUGCUAUGAGGGUUGAUUCCAGGAAAAUGGCCGAGCAAUCUAAAUGUCUGCCGUCCCUACCUUCACCACCUGCAUCUUCCGACGGCAAUAUUCCGGAGGCCGCAGAGUUGGACCCAGAAAACUCCGCAUCGACACUGGAGGACCCAGUAUUGGAAGGCAACGCAGAUGUUUUGGGAAGUAUUGACGACGUACCGGCCAUUGUUGAAAGCGAUUUACCUAAGCCCAGUACGACUAUUACUGCAGAUCGUACGCCAGAUAGGUACUUGAGUAACAGUUCUAACAUGGAGAGCACAAGCGAAUCGGGAGGGAAAUCAACAUCUUUCGGUACUACUAGCCCUCCAGGCCUACGGAAACGUAUAAUCGACAGACCGGCUACUCCACCUUCUACGCAUCACUCCCAGGGCCGCAAUAAAUUUCCAGACUGGCUCGAAGCUUGCAUACGGAUCGUGUUCGUGAAGUGGAUUGGGGGUCUUGCGUCGUGGCUACACGAUCGCAGGAACAAAGCGCUCGUGGCUGCUGGCACGGCUGCUAUCGUCGUUGGGGUAGGCUUAUUAUGGCAGAAUCCCGUUCGACUGUAG